AUGGCUAAGCACCACCGCACACCGGCGCGCAGCUCGGAGCCGGUCAUCGAGGUCAAAAGCAAGUUUGAGGCUGAGUUUCGCCGCUUUGCCAUGAAGAGGUCCAGCGCGGGUGGUUUCCAGGAAUUCUAUCAGCUGAUCCAGAGGGUGCACCAGAUCCCUUGUUCGGAUGUCCUCCUGGGAUACACAGACAUCCACGGAGAUCUGCUCCCCAUCAACAACGAUGACAACUAUCACAAGGCUCUGUCGUCUGCCAAUCCUCUUCUCCGGAUCAUCAUCCAGAAGAGAGCAGAAGCCAACGCCAGCGUCUUUGCCUCCAACUCGCUGCAGCGGAAGAAAAAGGGACUGCUGAGGCCAGCGCACCAACGGGCCAAGCCGCACCUGCUGAUCGGCAUGCCCCAGGACUUCCGCCAGAUCUCCUCCAUCAUCGACGUGGACAUCUUGCCCGAGACCCACCGGCGAGUGCGGCUCCAUAAACACGGCUCCAACAAGCCCCUGGGUUUUUACAUCCGGGACGGGGUCAGCGUGCGAGUGGCUCAUCACGGGGUGGAAAAGGUGCCCGGCAUUUUCAUCUCCCGCUUGGUCAAGGGAGGCUUGGCCGAGAGCACCGGACUGCUGGCCGUGAACGAUGAGAUCCUCGAAGUCAACGGCAUUGACGUGGCGGGCAAGUCGCUGGACCAGGUGACUGACAUGAUGGUGGCCAACAGCCACAACCUCAUCAUCACCGUCAAGCCGGCCAAUCAGCGCAAUAACGUCAUCCGCAGCAGCAAGGCUUCGGGGAGUUCCGGCAUGUCCACCGACAGCACCCCCAGCCAGCAGACGCCCAGCCCGGCUUCCCAGUAUCUGAGCAACUGUAGCACAGCCGAGGGGGAAAGCGAUGAAGAGGGAGACCUGGUAAUUGAGAGUGACUUGCCUGCCAGCUGCCCCAACGGGGGUCUUCUCGACAGCCUCCAGCACAGCCUCUCGCUCUAUAGCUCCCAGGGCUCCUUGCCCUCGCUGAACAGUCACAGUGGCAGCGGGAGCCCCAUGCGUGGCAGCCGAGCGGGCAGCCUCCAAGAGGAUGGCACCAUGAUCACGCUAUAG
Messenger RNA from Protobothrops mucrosquamatus (brown spotted pit viper), 1080 nucleotides. It is a transcript of the gene PARD6A, whose product is annotated as par-6 family cell polarity regulator alpha. The coding region runs from base 1 to 1080 and encodes 359 amino acids. Gene Ontology annotation, cellular component: cell cortex; nucleus; apical plasma membrane. Gene Ontology annotation, biological process: regulation of cellular localization; establishment or maintenance of cell polarity; centrosome cycle. Lineage: Eukaryota; Metazoa; Chordata; Lepidosauria; Squamata; Viperidae. Gene Ontology annotation, molecular function: protein kinase C binding. The record is from RefSeq and is a predicted model, not a curated record. The transcript has 3 exons.